Molecule: messenger RNA, 981 nt
Organism: Psilocybe cubensis
Lineage: Eukaryota; Fungi; Basidiomycota; Agaricomycetes; Agaricales; Agrocybaceae
Exons: 5
Coding region: 1-981 (326 amino acids)
Molecular function (GO): catalytic activity
Source: RefSeq, a predicted model, not a curated record
AUGCAUCCUGCCUUGUACAAAGACGUCACAGUACCUAGAGGAUUCAAAUAUCACUACUAUUACUCUCCUGCAGUUGAUGGAAAGCCUACAUUACUCUUUCUCCAUGGCUUUCCCGCCACGUCGUAUGACUGGAGGAGACAAGUCGCUCACUUCCAACCCAAAGGAUACGGCAUCAUCGCGCCCGAUAUUCUUGGAUCAGGAGAAACAUCCGCGCCAGUCGACGUGAAUGCAUUCCGCAUGAACGAAGUUGCAGGAGAUAUAAUCCAAAUUUUGAAUACCGUGAAGGUGGAUAAAGUCAUUGGAUUUGGCCAUGACUGGGGUUCAGUUCUUCUCACUCGUCUGGCAAUACUUUACUCGGAGCGAUUCAUUUCCUUUGUCUGGAUGGCGCUUGGUUUUGUACCGCCUUACACCGAACCAUUUGAUCUGGAAGCUGCAAUGAAAUUUGCCAAAGCACUCGUAGGCUACGAGGCAUUGGCAUAUUGGGAAUUUUUGAUAUCUGAGAAAGCACCCGAACUUAUCGAAAAAAAUAUCGAAAGCUUCAACCAACUCUUAUAUCCAAAAGAAAGCCCGGGUUAUUGGUUGGAUUGGAUUGUCAAUAGAGGAAAAACGGAGGAAUGGAUAAUAAGCAACAAGCAACCCGGAAGGCCAUUGUGGCUUGCAGACGCCGAAUUCGAAAAAAUAAACCAAGAUACAGUGAAUUCCGGUAUACGUUCCUCUUUAAACUGGUACAAAGGCCAGAUGGCAAAUAUAGAUUUGGAGGAUAACAAAAAAAUUUUCGUUGAAAACUAUAAACUAAAAUCGCCGUCCUUUCUGGCAGCAGCAACGAGGGACCCUGUGUCUAUCCCUGACAUGUCAAUAGGGAAUCUAGAAAGAUUCGGUAAUAGUGUAAGGACCGUCAAGUUCGACGCUGGGCAUUGGGUUCACGUCGAGAAAUUUGAAGAAGUGAACAAGGCAGUCGAAGCUUGGUUGGAAACUCUUUAA